CAGAUUGGGACGUACACAUACACAAUUAUCAAAAAUUAAUCAGCUGUUACUCCUUGUUGCUGUAAGUUUGUUAAGAUGUAAUAAAUGUGAUACAGAUUCUGGUGAUGUCUGCGGAGCGUCUGAGCCAUGUCAUGUGACUUUAGUUUCACACCAAGUAAUAUUUUGUAUACUUCUUGGACGUGUCUGAUGAACCCUAGUAGAUGUCUGGCGGAAGUGAAAUAAAUUUUUAUGACACGAUAGUGCACUGAAAUGUAUUUUUUUGUUGUAUUUAUAUGUGAUAUUUGUUGUUAACUGUCCACUUUGUGAUAACUGACAUGUCUUGAGACGUCUGACAUGUCUUGAGACGUACAAGAGUACCUGCUUAGCCGUCCUUGUCAUACCAGGUGGCACAAGGGGAAGGGCUUUAAGGGGUAGGGACCUGUAGCACAGUGGUCUAUGGCCUCAGCUCACACAACCUAGGGAUCCAGGUUCAAUUCCCGGUCAAUGCCGAAAAAGAUUAUACGUAUGAUGAGAUCAUGAAGUUUUUAAUUUUGAGCCAGUAAAAUAUUGUGGAUAGCCAUAUUAGCAAGAUCGGUGUGGAAGCCCAGUAAAGCAGAAGAUGACGCAACAUAUGCACAGUUACUCAGGUCAGAGUUAUGACCGCUGGGUAGAGCGUAACUCAAACAGCUCCACACUAGGCAAGGUCCAAAAGCAAUUUUGGUUUACCAAAAGUGCUGUCAUACGUAAGUUUGGGAAGAAGGAAGACGAGCAUGUGGUUGCUUCUGAUGCUGAACUGGAUGCAAAAAAGGAGCUCUUUAAGGCUAUAGAAUCUAGCACCAAGGAUCUGCAGGUAUUGCUUGCUGAUUACCAGAACAAGAUAUGUGUUAUGGCCCAAGAAGAAAAUGCACUGGGUCGUCUCUUAAAGGAAUAUGGGAAGCAGGACAAGACUCGAGCUGGAAAAAUGAUGACUGCUGUAGGCAAAAGCUUGAGCUACACUGCCCAGCAGAGAGUAGCACUCAGAAACCCCCUGGUUCGGCUGUUCCAAGAGGUUGAUACUUUCCAUACUCGUGCAGUCGAGGAUACUGCAUGCACCGUUGCAGAGAUGGAGAAAAUAAGAACUGAAUACCGCGGUGCGCUUAUGUGGAUGAAGAACAUCUCUCAAGAUUUUAACCCAGACCAAUAUCACCAGUUGGAAAAAUUUAGAGAAGUUCAAGGAACAGUGAAGCAAAAGAAAGCCAAGUUUGAUCGUAUCAAACUGAAGAGCUUGCAGAAGAUUGACCUCCUUGCAGCGUCUAGAUGCAACAUGUUUUCUCAUGCCCUUAUAGUUUACCAAAAUAACCUUAUUACAUUCUCAGACAAAACUUCUAAAACCAUGAACACAGUUGCUAAUAAUUUUAAAGGUUAUCAUCCUUAUGAUUUUCAAGUUAUAAAGGAACUUGCAGAACCCCCAGCAAAACUGAGUGAUGAUACUAAGGAAGAAGAAGAGGAUGAUGUUGACAAACUAGAAGCAGAUGAUGAAACAUUCUUCCAUGCCGAGUAUCACGAUGAUCCGGAAACAAAUAAUAUUAGAAGCCAAGAGAAACAGUCAACUAAGAUAACCAAAAACCUAAGUAAUGAUCUAAAUAAAUCAGACAGUAUGGUCAAUCUUCUCGACUGCAGUGACGAGAAUAAAAGCGAGGUACUAGCCUCGUUACAUGAGGCAGAGAACAAGCCAGCCACACACCAAGAUAAUUGUGAGCAAAGUUCCCAAAUAAUGGAUUUCUUGACAAAUAAUCCAGAAGUGCCUGAUACAGAAAAGGAUACACAACAGAUGCUAAAGGAAUUAUUUGACAGCCCUGUCCAUCAGCCACUUCCAGUAUUUGGCAGUGAAUUGAGUGAAUGUACAUCUCCAGUCAGUGCUAUGGCCAACAGCUCCAUCAUUUCUCACGGUCUUGAGGACUUGGACACUGAUUCCUUUUCCAUGUUACAGAAUCAGUCAAACCAGCAACCACAAAACAUGUUCCUCCCAUCCCAGCUUUUAGACUUUGGGAUGAAAAGCUGGAAACCCCAGACAGUCCAACAGGCUACAGCACCAACUCUUCAACCCCAAACCCUUAACUCAUCUUCGAACAAAACUUUGCCAGCUAAUUCUUGGAUGCAGCAGAAGCGUUCUCCUACGGGUACAAGCAACUUAUCUAACCAAAAUUUAAAGCAAGAAGUUCAAAAGUUGGAUUGGUAUAAAGUAUUUCAGGACAUUGACCCUCUAGGUGAUCCAGCAAGUGCUAUCUUCAACCAAGUAACAGAGGACGAUAAAAAGUGUUAAGCUAUAUUAAGUAACUUACCUGAGAAAAGUCAGUACAGUUAUAGGUGAUUACAAAGGGUCUAUUAUUUUUUACUGAACGUUAACUUGGCUUGUCAUAGCUAAGUCUUCCUAGCUCUAAAUGCCUUAAUAUUUUUUUUAUUUUUAUUCAUAUGGAGUAAUAGUUUGCUAUCUGUAGCCAACUUGUUACUGUAUUUAAGUUUAUGUUGUCAUGAAGUUACAAUUUAUCAUUAUGUUACAAGUAUUAUGCUAAAAUAAGUCAAACAAAAGAGUACAUGCAUUCCACUAGUCACUUUUAUGAUAGAAUCCCAUGGUCAGUUUUUUUUCUAGUCCAGAUGAUGAACCUCAUUGACCGUAGACAGUUUGACCACAGGUUAGACUAUGGCCUCGUACACAGGCUGUAAAAGUAAGUUUAGAUUCAUUAGGGGAGUAUUGAAACAAGUGAACAAGUUGGUAGACUGAUUUUCUCUCAGGUCAUCACAUUUUUGUAAUAUUUAUAUACAUCUUAUACACCUGCAACUUUACAGCACAGUUUAGCUAACAGUCAAAAGUGUAUGAUAGAUAUUAUGCAUUUCUUCUAUUAUGAUGGAAAGGAUCUCUUUAUUUUAGUUAUACACAAAUACCCUCGCCAGGAGGCUCUUCUACCGCUUUAAUAUAUUUUUUUACAUCGUAUUGAAUUUUUCCAUUAGUUUUGGUAACCUUUAAGAUUUGCCAUCGUGCAUAUUUGUGUACAUGUGUAUUUGAAUACAGUAUACAGUACAGUGCAUGGUACUGUACUACUAAAGCAAGUAACCAUUG
Procambarus clarkii (red swamp crayfish) is the source of this 3076-nucleotide messenger RNA. NCBI's taxonomy places the organism in Eukaryota, Metazoa, Arthropoda, Malacostraca, Decapoda, Cambaridae. The record is from RefSeq and is a predicted model, not a curated record.